This is a messenger RNA of Paramuricea clavata, 456 nucleotides long. The record is from the annotation of a GenBank genome assembly. NCBI's taxonomy places the organism in Eukaryota, Metazoa, Cnidaria, Anthozoa, Malacalcyonacea, Plexauridae.
AUGGCUGGCGGUCGUACUAAUCUGAGCUCUGUAAAUUGUUAUAAAAAUAAUCUAAAUGAAUGGAAGUUUGAGCAAAUAUACAAUCAUAAAGAUUGCUCGAACCUAACGUAUGAUAGAAAGCGUAUAAAGUGGUCUGGAAGCUUUGACAUGCUGCAAAGUUUCGUUGAAUGUGGUCUUAAAUUACAUGGCAAUUGGUCGUCGCCGGGUGGUAAUGCAAAAAAGUUUACGUGCCUCAAUUCGGACUUAACUAUUACUUGGUAUGCCAGAAAACAAAAUACACUUGUGCUUCACGGCGAUGCAAGUUUGGCUCUAGCAAAUACGUUGAUUACAGUGUGUGGGGCACCAACUACAUCAAAUGAGUUUACGGCGAAACCGAAUGCAGUUGAAGAUGGCGAAUUAUCGGAUAAUAUUUGUAUGCCGACAAUAAGUAGUGUCAUAGAGCAAAGCAAGGCAUAA